Molecule: messenger RNA, 1242 nt
Organism: Symbiodinium natans
Lineage: Eukaryota; Dinophyceae; Suessiales; Symbiodiniaceae
Source: the annotation of a GenBank genome assembly
AUGCUGCGCGUUUGGAGCGUUUCGGGCGAGGAGCUCGCCGCACUUCCUCUGGAGCAGUUCAGCUUCGGGGACUUGGAGGCUUCUGGCGCGGAGACGCCUGCAGGCCAGCCAGUCCGUGCACUGAAGCGAUGUUUGUCCAGCUUUUGCGGGCACUCGCGAUUCCGGCAGAGGCUAGUGGAUGAAAACGGAGCCAUCCUUGACGACUCGACGCCUUUGGCACGGCCUCUGGAUCUCCAACUGCUCCUGCUGCCCUUGGUGCCCACGACGCAGGCGGACGCGGCAAAGCUUGCGAGCGCGGUCGGGGGUGGUCACCUGGAGCUGGUCGAGGAAAUGCUGCAUCGGCCCAUCGACCCAGAUUGCAUGGGGCGGCCGAGUGAGACCGCUUUGAUGUUUGCGGCCUCCCGGGGUAAAUGCGACAUGGCCGCUUUGCUUCUGGAGGCUGGUGCGAACAAAGAUGCGACCAAUCGGCUUGGAAGGACGCCGCUGUUCGCUGCCGCGCUGAUGGGACACGUCGAGGUGUCCAGGCUGUUGCUGGAGGCCCGCGCAGAAGUGGACAAGGCCGACAAGGACGGGCAAAGUCCCCUCUACAUGGCCUGCUCCCUGGGCUCUGUCGCAGUCGCGCGUCUACUGCUGGAGGCAGGUGCGGAGAAGGACCUCAUGACCGAAAGGCGCGGAGACACGCCACUUCUCAGCGCCGCCUCACAGCCCAACCGACAAGAAGUGCUGUCACUAUUGCUUCAAGCUUCGGCAGACAAGGACAGGGCUAGCCGCUCCGGCGAUACUCCGCUGUUGCUUGCUCUGAGUUUUGUAAUCUUUUAUCUUCAAGGCUGCUUCGAAUUCUGUGUUCGGUCUUCAUGGCUCUACGAACUUCCCAGGUUCAUGGCAGCUGAACGAGGCCAUCUGGAAAAUGUCAAGAUUUUGCUGCAAGCCGGAGCUGACAGAGGUUGGUUCCGGCACCUUUCUGCGACGCCACACCACGUGGCAUCCCGCAACGGCCAUGUGGAAAUUGCACGGCUCUUGCUUGACCCGUCUUGCUGCACCCCUGCACACUGGCUGAACCAAGCCGCGCAGUCGGGCGACAGCCGAGCGCAGUACCAAAUAGCCAGGAUGUUCCUGUACGGCACGGGCCUUGAAGCGGACGAGGCCACGGCUGCCCAGUGGGCGUCAGCAGCCGCGAACAGCGGUCUCAAGGAUCAUAAGGGCCCUUGCGCUCGCUCAGACACGUUUGGCACAGGCCUCUGA